This is a messenger RNA of Colletotrichum phormii, 295 nucleotides long. RefSeq lists its product as uncharacterized. The transcript has a single exon. The record is from RefSeq and is a predicted model, not a curated record. The coding region runs from base 51 to 212 and encodes 53 amino acids. Lineage: Eukaryota; Fungi; Ascomycota; Sordariomycetes; Glomerellales; Glomerellaceae.
CGGAUCAAGAGAUUGUGGGUUUCCUUUCUCAGAGGUAGUCUCACAAGAAAAUGCUGCUUGUGACCUGUCCGGGAGAUGUCUUCUGCCCGCCCGGACAACGCCGGAACACCCCCGGACUACCGGGCGGCCGCCCGCCGAACGCCUUCCCUGCCUCAAUGCCUGGCCUAGUACCCCCGACAAACUUUCAGACUUGCGGUCGGGAGUCCCCUUGAGUGUAGUUUCAACGCUUGUCAUCUCGGCUCGCUUCUACCAAGGCAAUGAGAAAUAAUCAAAGUUGCAACAAGUGGUGAUCUUG